Molecule: messenger RNA, 1504 nt
Organism: Brassica napus (rape)
Lineage: Eukaryota; Viridiplantae; Streptophyta; Magnoliopsida; Brassicales; Brassicaceae
Product: transcription factor bHLH35-like
Exons: 6
Coding region: 608-1348 (246 amino acids)
Biological process (GO): regulation of DNA-templated transcription
Cellular component (GO): nucleus
Molecular function (GO): DNA-binding transcription factor activity; sequence-specific DNA binding; protein dimerization activity
Source: RefSeq, a predicted model, not a curated record
CUUCCACAUUCCAAUCCCGGAAGUCCGUGAUCUGUGGUACACACCCUUUAUUGGCCAGUUUCAGGAGGGUGUGGCAUGCUCCAUCGUGCAAUCAGGAGUCUUAAGUACCUUUUUGUCCAUGGGAAAUGUAAAAGCCGCGUUCAUAGGACACGACCAUGUCAAUGAUUUCUGCGGAAAUCUAAAAGGAGUCUGGUUUUGUUACGGUGGAGGAUUUGGAUACCAUGCAUAUGGAAGACGAAAUUGGCACAGAAGAUCGCGACUGAUUGAGGCUAAGCUCGGGAAAGGAAAAGACACGUGGACAGGAGUUCAACGUAUCAAGACGUGGAAACGUCUAGACGAUGGAGACUUGUGCAAGAUAGACGAACAAGUCCUAUGGGAAGCUUCCUACUCGUUUCUGAAGUGACCUAGGGACAAGGCAAAUAAGUAAGGAGGAUACAACGCUGGUGUGUAUAUUAACUGGAAACCUACGUUGUUGUCUCCAGAGAGCUUGGUCUGUCUCAUUCUAGUUUUAUCACUGCCCUUCUCUAUAUAAAGCUCACAGGUCGAGAGAGACAAGAGACACCACAUAAACGAUCAGACAGUUGAUUAGAGAGAACUCUGUCGGAAAAUGGAUAACGUCGACCAAGAGUUCAACAAUUACUGGGAAACAAACUCCUUCCUCCAAAACGAAGACUUCGAAUAUGACAGCUGGCCUUUGGAGGAAGCGAUUUCUGGGUCGUAUGAUUCGAGUUCGCCUGAUGGGGCGGCUUCGUCUCCGGCUUCUAAGAAUAUUGUGUCGGAGAGAAACAGAAGACAGAAGCUUAACCAGAGACUCUUCGCUCUUCGAUCAGUUGUCCCCAAUAUCACUAAGAUGGAUAAAGCAUCAAUAAUCAAAGAUGCAAUUAGUUACAUACAAGGGUUGCAAUAUGAAGAGUCGAAGCUCGAAGCUGAGAUCAGAGAACUUGAAUCUACUCCAAAGAGUAGCCUGAGCUUCAGUAAAGAUUUUGAUCGUGAUUUGCUGGUUCCUGUCACAUCCAAGAAGAUGAAGCAGCUUGAUUCUGGUCCUUCCCGUUCUCUCAUUGAAGUUCUCGACCUGAAGGUGACAUUCAUGGGAGAGAGGACAGUGGUAGUGAAUGUAACAUGUAAUAAGAGGACAGACACAAUGGUGAAACUGUGUGAAGUCUUUGAGUCAUUGAAUCUCAAAAUCAUCACUUCCAAUCUCAACUCUUUCUCUGGCAUGAUCUUCAACACUGUCUUUAUUGAGGCGGAGGAAGAAGAACAAGAGGUGGUGAGAUUAAAAAUAGAAACGGGAAUAGGAGCUUAUAAUGAAACGCAAAGCCCCACUUUGAGCAUCGACUCUCUUUACUAAUCAUUUUUUUGUUUUCAUUUGUCUCGGCUUUUCUCUCUUUUACAAAUAAAUAAUAUGUUAUCUCUUUCCAUUUUCGUUUAUUUGUCCAUCACGAAUACUUCUUAUUGUGCGUUUAUAUAGUGUCUAUAAUAAUAAUAAUAAUAAUAAUCGUACGCA